Messenger RNA from Melitaea cinxia (Glanville fritillary), 2220 nucleotides. RefSeq names its product chloride intracellular channel exc-4 (gene Clic). Gene Ontology annotation, molecular function: chloride channel activity. The transcript is spliced from 8 exons. Gene Ontology annotation, cellular component: cytoplasm; apical plasma membrane. The record is from RefSeq and is a predicted model, not a curated record. Gene Ontology annotation, biological process: chloride transport. Bases 166 to 891 code for a protein of 241 amino acids. Lineage: Eukaryota; Metazoa; Arthropoda; Insecta; Lepidoptera; Nymphalidae.
UUGUCUUCCGUUACUCAAAUAAUUUUGAAUGUGUUACAGCUUACAGUGUAUAUAUAUCGUUAUAUGUAAACAAAAAUUAAAUAUUCAAUAAAUUGUUUGUGUUUGCAGGCAUCUACCAUCGAUGGCCGGAGGAAGGGCGCGUGCCUGUUCUGCCAGGAGUACUUCAUGGACCUCUACCUCUUGGCAGAACUCAAAACCAUCAGUUUAAAAGUAACAACAGUGGACAUGCAAAAGCCUCCGCCUGAUUUCCGCACCAACUUCGAGGCGACGCAUCCACCGAUCCUCAUUGACAACGGGCUCGCUAUCUUAGAGAACGAGAAGAUCGAACGGCAUAUCAUGAAAUCGGUGCCCGGUGGGCAUAAUCUCUUCGUACAGGACAAGGAGGUAGCGUCGCUGAUCGAGAACCUGUACUCGAAACUGAAGCUGGUGCUGGUCCGCAAGGACGAGCAGAAGUCCGCCGCGCUGCGAGCGCACCUGCAGCGCAUCGACGCGCUGCUCGAGCGCCGGGGGACCAGAUUCCUAACUGGCGACACUAUGUGUUGCUUCGAUUGCGAGUUGAUGCCUCGUUUACAGCACAUCCGCGUUGCCGGCAAGUACUUCGUUGACUUUGAAAUACCGACGAGUUUCCGCGCUCUCUGGCGUUACAUGUACCACAUGUACCAGCUGGACGCGUUCACACAAAGCUGCCCCGCCGACCAGGACAUUAUCAAUCACUACAAACUGCAACAGUUAUCUACAAAAGGUUUGGUAUUGUCGCCGACGCUGGCAAGACAACGGAAAGAUGACGACGCCUCGAGGGCAUUAAAGAUGAAGAAACACGAAGAACUUGAAACGCCGACGUUCACGACGUCCAUCCCUAUCGACGUCAACGACGUGAAUAACUCCGAAUAGUAACAGAUGAACGGACAUCGACCCUCGGUACAAUAGGCUUUAAGCUGAACUAUCAUUGUUACUGAUUUGCCAAUAGUAAUUAAUAUUCUUUGGAUCCCGUACCGAGGAUCCAAUUUGUAUCACAUUUUUUGUGAUAGCUUCCUGUAACCUUGCUCCAUUAUGAGAUGAAGGUUGAAAAGUAUUCUUUUUUUUUGUAAUUAUGUAUAAGUUUGGCGUUGACUUAUAAUACAGUAAAUCUAAAAGAUUGAAUGUUUUUGGUGCAAUCAAAAUUGAUAAAAUUAAUAAAUGUAAUCGUGUUACGGAUGUUUGUUAAAUAUCUUUUCUUUGAAGUUAAGUGAAUUGGUUGAUGCAAGUCUAACUACAUAUUUGGAUCCCUCUUAUCUACGUCACGGGAGGUUAUUGUGGCCAUUUUGAUUGGUUAUGAAAGGCUUUCUUUACCAAAAUAUAUUCGGCAGAGGUUUGAACGUUUUAUUAAGAAAAUUUCAAUUCUACAUAAUGAUAUAUUUUUUAUAAUUUUUUCUUAGCUUUUAGUUCAGUGUUGAAACAACGAAUUAACAUUCAGACUUUUGUAUUAUAUUCACAAUUUUUUAAUUGGUUCACAGUAUUCAUUAUCUUUUGAACAUCUUAGUUUAGGUCUUAGUUAGGAACUUCAGCCAUUUAAAACACCUCUGCCUUUACUUGGUUCGGUAAUUGCAACAGUUAUUAUUUUUACUUAUAUUUAUUUGAUACAAAGCAUAUUGAGUGCUCUUGCCUGCCUCAAAGUUACCUUUUAUGAAGGUAGUAUUUAAGUAUGUACUUAUCUUUUAUACAUAGAUUCAAUCUUUGCUGUGUUAGUUUAGAACAUAAUUCCAUAUAAAGUUAAUGCAAAUCCAAUAAAAAUAAUGCAAAAAUACACAUUUACAAAUCAAACAAAAUAAAAAUUGUUAUUCUAAGCACACAUUGUAAUUCUUAUUCCUUAUGUUAAAAGUUAUGAAAAUUUAAAUAUUAUGUAUUAUUUGACCGAUUAUUGCCUAUUAUAUUGUAAUUAACUUUUUAUAGAAAUGUGUUUGUAACUCGCACAGCUGUUUAAAACCCUGUUGACCUCCAAUGUAAUUAAAACAAUUAAGAAUACUUUAAAAUUAACCACCUGAAUAGGAUCCCGGAAAGUUAUUUUUUUUUAUUUUAUUUGUAAACAAUUUAAUAGAUUAUUUUGUGAAUCAUUUAUUAUUUAUAGUACAGAAUAGGACAAGGGCGAGAGACAUCAUGUCAAUUGGACAAUGUAUAAAAUAUUAAUACUAGAUUUUAAUGUAAAUGUUAAGGAAUAAACCUGGAUAAAUAUUAUUAUUUUUU